This is a messenger RNA of Neomonachus schauinslandi (Hawaiian monk seal), 1023 nucleotides long. It is a transcript of the gene POMC, whose product is annotated as proopiomelanocortin. The transcript is spliced from 2 exons. Bases 1 to 798 code for a protein of 265 amino acids. The record is from RefSeq and is a predicted model, not a curated record. NCBI's taxonomy places the organism in Eukaryota, Metazoa, Chordata, Mammalia, Carnivora, Phocidae. Gene Ontology annotation, molecular function: hormone activity. Gene Ontology annotation, cellular component: extracellular region.
AUGCCGAGAUCGUGCUGCAGCUGCCCAGGGGCCCUGCUGCUGGCCUUGCUGCUUCAGGUCUCUGUGGAAGUGAGUGGCUGGUGCCUGGAAAGCAGCCAGUGUCAGGACCUCACCACGGAAAGUAACCUGCUGGCGUGCAUCCGGGCCUGCAAGCCCGACCUCUCGGCCGAGACACCCGUGCUCCCCGGCAACGGCGACGAGCAGCCGCUGACCGAGAACCCCCGGAAGUACGUCAUGGGCCACUUCCGCUGGGACCGGUUUGGCCGCCGGAACGGCAGCGCGGGCCAGAAGCGCGAGGAAGAGGAGGUCGCGCUGGGCGAAGGCCGCGCCCCGCUGCCCGAGGGCGGCCCGGGGCUCCGCGGCGAUGGCGGCGAGGCCGGCCCGCGCGAGGGCAAGCGCUCCUACUCCAUGGAGCACUUCCGCUGGGGCAAGCCUGUGGGCAAGAAGCGGCGCCCGGUGAAGGUGUACCCCAACGGCGCCGAGGACGAGUCGGCCGAGGCCUUCCCGCUCGAGUUCAAGAGGGAGCUGGCCGGGGAGCGGCCUGAGCCGGCGCUCGGGCCCGAGGGCCCGGCCGAGGGCGUGGCGGCCCUGGCCGACCUGGAGUACGGCCUGCUGACCGAGGCCGAGGUGGCCGAGAAGAAGGACGGCGGGCCCUAUAAGAUGGAGCACUUCCGCUGGGGCAGCCCGCCCAAGGACAAGCGCUACGGCGGCUUCAUGACCUCCGAGAAGAGCCAGACCCCCCUGGUGACGCUCUUCAAAAACGCCAUCAUCAAGAACGCCCACAAGAAGGGCCAGUGAGGGCGCCGCGGGGCCCCGGGCUUCUCUCCCGGGAAGUCGACCCUAAGGCCCCCCUCUCCUCGCCCGCCCUCCGGCCGCCUCCCAGCCUGGGUGGGCUCCUCGCUCAGGCGGUGAUAGGCCGAUAGGCAGCCUCUUAAAGCCGUCUGUAGUUGGGAAAUAAAACCUUUCAAGUUUCAUGUCUGACUCCGACUUUGAAUGUCCACUGGGUGAAUAAAAUAAAAAUAC